This is a messenger RNA of Salmo salar (Atlantic salmon), 3430 nucleotides long. Lineage: Eukaryota; Metazoa; Chordata; Actinopteri; Salmoniformes; Salmonidae. The record is from RefSeq and is a predicted model, not a curated record.
CCUCCCUCUCUCUACUAAAAUAACAAAACAUUCCUCUCUUCCCCCAGCCUCUGAAAAUGCACUGCCAUAGCUGUGCGUUGGUCACCAGCUCUGGUCACCUGAUGGGUGGUGGUCGCGGCGAGGAGAUCGACCGGGCAGAGUGUGUCAUCCGUAUGAACGACGCCCCCACGGCGCUGGGUUACGGGCGAGACGUCGGGCGCCGCACCUCGCUACGUGUCAUCGCUCACUCCAGCAUGCAGAGGGUCCUACGUAACCGCCACGAACUGCUCAACGCAUCCCAGGACACAGUGUUUAUCUUCUGGGGGCCCAGUAGUUACAUGCGGCGGGAUGGGAAAGGUCUGGUCUACAAUAACCUGAGGUUGAUGAACCAGGUGCUGCCCAAACUAAAAGUCUACAUGAUCUCCAGGCAGAAGAUGCUGCAGUUUGACGAACUCUUCAAGAAGGAGACGGGCAAGGACAGGCGUAUCUCUAACUCGUGGUUGAGUACUGGUUGGUUCACUAUGACCAUAGCUCUGGAGCUGUGUGACCGGAUCAAUGUCUAUGGCAUGGUGGCUCCAGACCACUGCAGAGAGCCCCAGCCCCCAUCCUCCCCCUCUCCCUACCACUACUAUGAGCCCCUCGGUCCAGAGGAGUGUGCCAUGUACAUCAGCCAUGAGCGAGACCGCAGUGGCAGCCAUCACCGCUUUAUCACAGAGAAGAGGGUCUUCACCAGCUGGGCUCGGACCUUCAACAUCCACUUCUACCAGCCUGACUGGGAGCCCCCGCCGCUGACUACGCUAACCGCUGACCAUCCCGCUAACUACUGACCCCCACUAACCACUGACCACGCUAACCGCUGACCCCCGCUAACCACUGACCCCCGCUAACCACUGACCUCCGCUGACCACCGCUAACCACUGACCUCCGCUAACCGCUGACCACCGCUAACCACUGACCUCCGCUGACCGCUGACCACCGCUAACUACUGACCUCCGCUGACCGCUGACCACCGCUAACCACCGCUAACCACUGACCUCCGCUGACCACCGCUAACCGCUGACCACCGCUGACCACCGCUAACCACUGACCCCCGCUAACCGUUGACCCCCGCUAACCACUGACACCCGCUAACCGUACCACCGCUAACCACUGACCUCCGCUAACCGCUGACCCCGCUAACCACUGACCUCCGCUAACCGCUGACCCCCGCUAACCACUGACCCCCCGCUAACCACUGACCCCCGCUAACCGCUGACCCCCGCUAACCACUGACCUCCGCUGACUGCUGACCCCCGCUAACCACUGACCUCCGCUAACCGCUGACCACCGCUAACCACUGAUCUCCACUAACCACUGUUCUCCGGUAACCGCUGACCCCCGCUAACCGCUGAUCCCCGCUAACCACUGACCUCCGCAGACCGCUGACCACCGCUAACCACUGACCUCCGCUGACCGCUGACCACCGCUAACCGCUGACCACCGCUAACCGCUGACCUCCGCUAACCGCUGACCCCCGCUAACCACUGACCUCCGCUGACCGCUAACCACUGACACCUGCUAACCGCUGACCACCGCUAACCACUGACCUCCGCUGACCGCCGACCACCGCUAACCACUGACCCCUGCUAACCACUGACCUCCGCUGACCGCUAACCACUGACACCUGCUAACCGCUGACCACCGCUAACCACUGACCUCCGCUGACCGCUGACCCCCGCUAACCGCUGACCACCACUAACCGCAUGGGAUGGUCCAAAACCUUCUGACCACAGCUGGUACUGGUCCAACUGGUACUGGUCCAAAUGGUACUGGUCCAAAUGGUCAGAUACUGGUCCAACUGGUACUGGUCCAACAGGUACUGGUCCAAAUGGUACUGGUCCAACUACUACUGGUCCAAAUGGUCAGAUACUGGUCCAACUGGUACUGGUCCAACUGGUACUGGUCCAUACAGAACAGAGUCCUUCAGGGAGGAUCCACAGUCCUCCUCUUGUUGUCUGGUCCACAGGCUGCUAACCGCUACUAGACGGAACGCACUGGAUGGAUCUACAUGGAGUAGACCAUGGUCCAACAGUGGAAGGGCUGAUGGAGUAAACCAUGGUCAAACAGUGGAAGGGCUGAGAGAUGGAGUAGAAGGUGGAAGGGAAGGGCUGAGAGAUGGAGUAAACCAUGGUCAAACAGUGGAAGGGCUGAGAGAUGGAGUAAACCAUGGUCAAACAGUGGAAGGGCUCAGAGAUGGAGUAGAAGGUGGAAGGGAAGGGCUGAGAGAUGGAGUAAACCAUGGUCAAACAGUGGAAGGGCUGAGAGAUGGAGUAAACCAUGGUCAAACAGUGGAAGGGCUGAUGGAGUAAACCAUGGUCAAACAGUGGAAGGGCUGAUGGAGUAAACCAUGGUCCAACAGUGGAAGGGCUGAUGGAGUAAACCAUGGUCCAACAGUGGAAGGGCUGAUGGAGUAAACCAUGGUCAAACAGUGGAAGGGCUGAUGGAGUAGACCAUGGUCAAACAGUGGAAGGGCUGAGAGAUGGAGUAGAAGGUGGAAGGGAAGGGCUGAGAGAUGGAAUAAACCAUGGUCAAACAGUGGAAGGGCUGAUGGAGUAGACCAUGGUCAAACAGUGGAGUGGCUGAUGGAGUAGACCAUGGUCAAACAGUGGAAGGGCUGAGAGAUGGAGUAAACCAUGGUCAAACAGUGGAAGGACUGAUGGAAUAAACCAUGGUCAAACAGUGGAAGGGCUCAGAGAGGAACAAUACAUUCCUGUGGGACGAUUCUGUCACCUUCAGGUUAAACUGUACUGUAUGUUUCAUCUAGUCUGAAGUUUGGACACUGGGUGGUUCUACACUGAGUGGACAAAACAUUAGGAACACUUCCCUAACACCCUCAGAACAGCCUCACUUCGUCGGGGGCGUGGACUCUACAAGGUGUUGAAAGCUUUCCAACAAGGAUGUUGGUCCAUGUUGACUCCAAUGCUUCCUACAGUUGUGUCAAGUUGGCUGUCCUUCGGUUGGUGGAACAUUCUUCAUACACACGGGAAACUAUUGAGCGUGAAAAAUCCAGCAGCGUUGCAGUUCUUGACACAAAACGGUGCACCUGGCACCUACUACCAUACCCCGUUUUAUUCAGUGUAUAACAGAGGUAACAUUACAUUAACACUACUGUAAUUCUGUAACUACUGUAAUUACUAUUACAUUUACACUACUGUAAUUCUGUAACUACUGUAAUUACUAUUACAUUUACACUACUGUAAUUCUGUAACUACUGUAAUUACUAUUACAUUAACACUAUUGUAAUUCUGUAACUACUGUAAUUACUAUUACAUUAACACUACUGUAAUUCUGUAACUACUGUAAUUACCAUUACAUUAAAAGUACUGUAAUUCUGUAACUACUGUAAUUACUAUUACAUUAACACUACUGUAAUUCUGUAACUACUGUAAUUACCAUUACAUUUACACUACUG